UAUAAUCAUUUGUAUAAGUAGGGAAUCAAAAUCCAAAUUCGCACUAUCCAGCUUCAAACCCUAUCUCUCUCCGCUUUUCCCCAACUCAGAGCAUGUCAGAGAUGCUGGACCACAACGGCGUUCCGAUCAACUCAGUAAUCCCCACCCCCACCCGCGUUGCCACCAUAAGCGUGGUGGAUCACUGCCUACCCUACGAUACCCACAAUCUAUACGAUGUUACUUUCCACACCCACACCAUCCACACCCUCCUCACAUCCGAUCCCUCCCUUGUCCACUCCUGGAUAUCCAACAACAUCCGCAGCCAUCAAACUGGGCUCAUGGUGGGCCUGGACAUCGAGUGGCGGCCCAACACGCAGCGCAACAUGCAGAACCCCGUCGCCACACUUCAACUCUGCCUCGGCCAACACUGCCUCGUCUUCCAGAUCCUUCACUCCCCUUCCAUUCCUCCUUCCCUAGUUUCCUUCCUCGCCGAUCGCAAUGUAACUUUCGUUGGUGUUGGAAUCGAAGAAGAUGCUGAGAAGCUUCUAGAAGACUACAAUCUCCAUGUAGUUAAUAUUCAGGAUCUUCGCUCUCUCGCGGCAGAGAAGCUUCGUGACAGGGAGCUGAACCGAGCGGGGAUUAAAUCGUUGGGCCUCCGUGUGCUGGGUUUGGAGGUUGAGAAGCCCAAACGGAUCACGAGGAGUAGGUGGGACAAUCCCUGGCUCACUCCACAGCAGGUUCAGUAUGCUACAGUGGAUGCUUUUCUCUCUUACGAGAUUGGACGCAGUCUGAGCGUGUAAGUUAAUUAAUUAAUAGCAUGGUUCCUCUGCUCGUAUUUUUAGGAAAGAGAAGUAAAAGAAAACAAUUGACUUUUGUAUACAUUGAAAACAACAAUUACGAAAAAAAGUUAAUUUUAAUUCUUAUUUUAUUUUUCUUUUAAAUGCUUACAGAGAAACCAUUCCUAGCAUAUUUACUUAUUAAUGACAAUUUAUGUGCUUAGCCGCACUAAUUACA
Vigna unguiculata (cowpea) is the source of this 993-nucleotide messenger RNA. Its product is annotated as 3'-5' exonuclease-like. The record is from RefSeq and is a predicted model, not a curated record. Gene Ontology annotation, biological process: nucleobase-containing compound metabolic process. Gene Ontology annotation, cellular component: nucleus; cytoplasm. NCBI's taxonomy places the organism in Eukaryota, Viridiplantae, Streptophyta, Magnoliopsida, Fabales, Fabaceae. Gene Ontology annotation, molecular function: 3'-5' exonuclease activity; nucleic acid binding.